Molecule: messenger RNA, 3995 nt
Organism: Neocloeon triangulifer
Lineage: Eukaryota; Metazoa; Arthropoda; Insecta; Ephemeroptera; Baetidae
Product: DNA topoisomerase 2-binding protein 1-like
Exons: 13
Coding region: 366-3782 (1138 amino acids)
Biological process (GO): mitotic DNA replication checkpoint signaling; DNA replication initiation; mitotic G2 DNA damage checkpoint signaling
Source: RefSeq, a predicted model, not a curated record
CUCUCCUCUGUCUGAUCAGAAUUGGCGGAUCGCGCCCCCUCCACUGAUUUCUUUUAGGCUGUACUUUUUUUAGCAGCGGUGUCAUUGCAUGACUCGAUUAUACGUUUUCCUUAUUACUCGUUUAUUUUUUAUUUUUGUUCGCUUCAUCACGGGGUGAGGCAUGCGUAAAGUUAGACUGGAUUUUGAUAGUUUUUUUUGGCGCCGGUAGACUGCAGAGCCCCCUAUAGUCUCUCCUCUGCCCCCUCUCCUUCCCUCAUCAGCUGUGGUCAUCCUUUUCAUCCCUUUGAAUGGGCGCCAAAGUUCAUCCAAAGCAGACGUUUAUGACUGAUUUUUAUAUUUUCCAGCUGUAAACUUUGUCCAGUGUGAUGGAGCAAAGCUUCAGCCAGCGUGGUCUUCGAAUGUACUUCGUUCGGCAGUCGGAAGAGCCGUCAAAAUGUUUCACCGACGCCUUCCAGAGUUGUCAAGACAAAUUGAUACACCCGCAAAUGCUAGACGAAGAAGAGUGCGAGAAGUUGCAAGUCGACCGGAAAGUUGUUUUGGUUUUGGAAAAGUUCGAAGGCCAACUCUUCCACCGACUUUUCACAGAAUCUUCUCCAUGCACUAUUUUGGGAGCGCCUUGCGUCCAGCAGUGUUUGAGCAAAGGCGAGCCGACUCCUGAGGGACCUUAUCCAGUCUUUUCGUUGGCCAUGCAGGGCCUUCGAGUUUGCUUAUCAGGAUUCAAACCAUCGCAGAAAGAGGAAUUGGCCAACAAAGUGCGCUUCAUGUGCGGCACAUUUGAAAAAAAUCUAUCCACUGACGUGACACAUUUGGUGGCUGAAAUGACAAACACAGAGAAAUACUCUGUCGCUGUUGAGAACAAAAUUCCAGUGAUGUUGGAGACUUGGGUCCAUGAAUCUUGGGAGACCAACCAGACAAACCAUCUUUCGGCACUUGACGACCUUCUGAUUCGACUAAAAUGCCCUCCAUUUUUAGGCCUGAUAAUUUCAGUCACACAAUUCCCCAAAGCGAAGAAGGAGAAAAUUAGGGCAAUCAUUGAAAAGCAUGGUGGAAAGUACAGCCCAGAUCUGACAGCACAGGAGACGGAUGUUCUGGUUGUGUCGAACACUUCGGGCGAAAAAUAUAGAGCUGCCAAAGAGUGGAAGAUUCCUUGCGUGUCAGAGGCCUGGGUUUUGGAAUCCGCUAAAGCAGGCCACUCUCUAAAUUUUAAUUCUUACGCAGUCAAAGCACCAGCCAAAACUUCCACUCCUGAAAGAGAUGCAUCUCAAAUGGACAUUUCCAUGAUCAGCACUAUUGCUCAUGAAGUAGCAACUCGCAACCAAGCUACUAAAAUCAAUGAGACCAUGGCAUCAACUGUCUCGACCAUGUCUUUUGCUGAACCUUUGCCACCCGAGAGGAGAGAACCACCUUCCACCCCUGAAAAGGAACAUGACGCCACCAUGAAAAUCAUGAAACUUCCACUUGCUGAGGUGCGCAAAGCUGGACCUUUCCUGGAUGGAUGCAAAAUCUACGUGUCUGGUGGUUCUACUGCCUUGCAAGACAAAUUGCGAAAGAUGCUGAACAGCAGCGGCGCCACCCGCUUUGAUGAAAUUUCUGAAGGACUGACCCAUGUCGUCCUGGCUGGUCAGAGUCUACGUCCAGCCGAGGCUCAAGCUCUAGCCCAACGAAGCCGUAAGCCACCCAUCGUCCCCCUCAGCUGGCUUAUUCGAAGUUUCGAACUCAAGCACCCUGCAGAGGCUGUUGGUCAGCAAGGGCCGGAACCACCCUCGCCUCUUAGUAAGAGGGGAAUGCAGAUGUUCAAGUCUCCCCAAAAACUUAUCAUUUCACCCAGAACUGCCAAAAAUGACCUAGCUGUUGUGCAGCAGUAUCUAGAUGAUGAUAUGCCUGUCCCUCUCCCUGUGGAUAAUGCUAAGAACGAAGAAGAAGAUGACGAAGAGGAACUAGCACAGCCAAUGGCUGCACUCGGCAACGUCAAACUGCAAAUCAAGGACCUGACCAAGACUGAGGCAGCCUUAGUUCGUCAUAAAGCUGAGUCCAUGGGAGCCAAAUUUGUGGACAGCAACGCUGACUACAUCAUUGGACCUUUCAAAACACAGGCGUCCAACCCCAAACAAGUGACCCAGUACUGGCUGGAGGAAUGUGAUGAAAAAGGCGAGACAGUGCCAAUACAAUACUUUCACAGGCCAAUUCUACUUCGUCCGAAAAAGCCUUUGAAAGGCGUUGUGAUCGCCAUCAGCUCAUAUGGUGGUCAAGAGCGAGCCUACCUAUCAACACUGGCAAUUGAACUAGGGGCUGUCUAUCAAGAUGUGUUUGCCAAGAAACCAGCACCUGAUAGAAAUGCCAUAGCUUCUACCCAUUUGAUUUGCCCAACGCCAGAAGGCUCUAAGUUCAAGGCUGCAACCAAAUGGCACCUGCCAGCUGUGACAAAAGACUGGCUGCUGCAGUGCAGUGUGUCCAACAGUCACCUUCCGGAGGAACCAUUUCUUUUGACCGGACCAACUGCCCCUUCUCCCUCUGCCUCAGUUCUUUCUGCUUCGACUUCUUCCAUUCAGAAAGAUGACCUAGAUGUUGGAACGCCGGUUCGACCACCUCCAAACAUUGAUGGCUUCAAAACUCCCUUCAGCCCAGCAACUCCAGUUCUCGUUCAGGACAACAAACUUAUGGACGCAGAACGCAUUUCAAGAUUGUCUCUUGCAAGUUUUAGGAGGGAGGUGGAUAAGUUGGACCCUGGUUAUAUUUCCACCCCUGAAACACCCUAUGGUCAGGUCAAGAGUGAUGAUCCUUCACCUACUACGAGGAAAGCCUGGAAAAGAUAUCUCAAUUCCAUUCCUGACUCAAAGCGUGUUACUGACGAUUCUACUGAAACUACGCUGGUUAGUAAGAGAGCUCGAGUAGAUGACCUGGGGGAUGAAAAAUUAGGGUCAACUGACGGCGCUGAAGUUACCAUUGACAUUGACCUUGAUGAUAAACUUCUGGAGAACUAUAGCAGCCAAAAGAACGUACGAAAGUGCGAAGACCAAAACAAAGAAAAUGAAGAGGUUCCGUCAACUUCGGCUCCAUACCCAACACCCUUUGAAGAUGAAGAUAAUACUCUACAGGAUGUAAUGGAUGAUGAAGAAGAGGAAGAAGAAGAGGAGCCUGCAGAAGAACGGCCUGUUUAUCAUUUUAUGCUGACAGGUUUUGCUGAGAAGGAUCUGGACCAAAUACACAGAGUUGUGAAUAAUCUCAAUGGAAAAGUUUCUGCUACAAAAAUGUUCGACCCCGAGGCCACUCACCUGGUGACUAACGCGCCAAGCAGAAGUGAAAGAUUGCUAGGAGCAAUUGCAGCUGGUCUCUGGAUAGUUCAUCCACAAUUCCUGCUGGAGUCGGCCAAAGCCAUGGAGUUUCUAUCUGAGGAAGAUUACGAGUGGGGAAAUCCAAAGGCCGCUGGUUUCUUGGAGCCUCAAAUCGCGGACAGUCCUUUGGCCCAAGAGUUGGCAGCUGCCUGCUACCGUUGGAGGAAGACUGACAAAAAGGGCGCCUUCAAAGACUUCAAGGCAAUCUUACUUGGAGCCCCACAGAAGACGGCUGCUUUCGAACGCAUGAUUAUUGCUGGUGGCGGAGAAGUUGUCCCUUACAAAGAGGAGAACUUAAGUGGGGUGACCCACUGCUUCAUAGAUGUCAACAGGGUGAAUAUGGACUUGAGUGCUUUGAGGUCUGCAAACGUGCCAUGCUACAACCCUAUAUACUUGAGUGAUUACCUCAUCAAGAACCCACUUCCAGAUUCGAGUGUUCAUCGCAUCUAAAGGGAAGCUUUGCAUUGUUUUUUUAAAUCCUUCUUCAACUACUUUUAUGAAAUUUCCAACAAUCCUUAAUUUAUACAAGAUUCUCUUAACCUAAGUAAUUUUUUUUAUCACUAACCAACUUUGAAAAUGCUGUAUGGUGGUGCAACAUCUCAAAUGUUUAUUUUAUAUAAUAAAGUGGGACCAUAAUAUAUUUCAUCGUAGUUAUACGCAUAA